This is a messenger RNA of Salvia hispanica, 453 nucleotides long. Lineage: Eukaryota; Viridiplantae; Streptophyta; Magnoliopsida; Lamiales; Lamiaceae. The record is from RefSeq and is a predicted model, not a curated record.
AUGGCGAGUAGUCGUGCGGGUGGUGGUGGCGAAGACGCUAGUGAUAGUGAUAGUGAUAGUGAUAAUGAAUUGGAUCUCGCUGUGGAAGAGGCGAUUGAUCGAUUGCUCCGGAUGCAUCAUCCGUUGUUUAUGCAUAUCAUGGGUGCUUUAGAGAGAAGAUACGAGUUUUUCAGGAUCAGGGAGGAUGCGGCUAGCAAAUCCGGACACACGCCCUUACAGAAGUGCACUGCCGCAAUCAGACAACUGGCGUACGGAGGCCCGGCCGACAUGUUCGACGAGUACCUCCACAUUGGCGAGUCUUCAGCCGUUGAGUUUCUGCUGAAUUUUUGUGCGGGCGUUAGAUCGAUAUUCGGGGAUCAGUAUCUUCGGCGUCCGAGCUCCCCCGAAGACUGCCAGCGGCUGAUAAAUAUGCACGGGUCGGUGCACGGGUUCCCUGGGAUGUUGGGCGCAUAG